AUGGACUUUUCAUGGUUCGAUUCUGGACUUUUGGAUCUUACUAUGGGCACACCCGGUGACAUGGCCAGUUCUGAGGCUACAGUAGCUGCCCAUAAUAAAACCGGCGAGAAUGAAGGUACCACGCUAACUAACAAUGGCUCCCAUGGUCCUUCAUUUAGGAGCCGGUCAGAAGCUUACCAGCUAUGUGCCUGGACAUCAUGGCAACCUUCUAGGUUUCAGCAUUCCUUCCAUGGCCAGGACGUCAUCAACCUAGGCCCAGGCAGCAGGAGAGAGAGAACUACUCUGUUGAUGAAAUCCUCGACAGGACGAAUAAUCGGUAGCACUCUGGACGAUGCAUGCAGGGAUCGCCUGUUGGUAUUGGUGACUGCGAUGAAGAUAUCUCACUUCUCCAUACACUCGUUUCCACCCGCCGAGUUACUAAACAACCUUGUGCGAUUCUUCUUCAUCCAGGAGAGCGCAUCUCUAGCACCGAGCAUCCACGAAGGCACAUUCUCGUGUUAUCACGCGCGGCCGGAAUUACUCCUUGGAAUCAUCGCCGCUAGUGCAGUUAUCGUUCCUGAGCGUCGGAUCCAGGUGACAGGACUCGUCAUGCACGAGAUCCUUCGCAGAGCGAUGGGACAGCUAUACGAGAGUGAUAAUAGCACCACGAGAGAUCUGCAGGCUCUCCAGGCAUACUUGAGGGCCCUGGAAGUCGGAGCCUGGAGCGGGCUUAGGCGGAAAACUGAGAUUGCGUGCAGCUUUAUGCAGCCGGGAUAUACUAUGCUGUUCCAGGCUGGGGCCUUCUCCUCGCCACCUCAGCACGACUUGGCUGGACAUCUUGAACAUGGGGCUGAGCAGCUUGAUGCUGUCUGGAAAUCCUGGGCGAUGAAGGAGUCACUGAAGCGUCUGGCAGUCCGCGCUUUCAUCCAUGACUCUCAGGUAUCAAUGGCUUAUUUCCAGGCACCGGCGAUUAGCUAUGCCGAGUUAAACAUGGCAGUUCCGUACCCGCCCAACGUAUGGUUUUCAGAGAGUUCCAAAGAAUGGAGACGAGAGUUCUUGUUUUGUAAUAGUGGAUCGCGGCGGCUGCUACUGACCGAGGUUCUGGCCGAUGUCACAGUCCUCGAAACAUGCCUUGGACAGACUGAUCUACACCUCUGUUGCUUUGCCACUAUCCACGCUAUUGCCAAUCAGGUAUGGGACCUUCAACAACAAUUCGCACUCCUCUUCUCGACACCCGAGGCCAAAAGACGCCGAAUAGAUUCAUGGUGUAUGAGCCGACAACGCGACCUGUACCAAGAUCUGAUCGCUAUCCGUAUGUACUGUGAGAGGCAUGUCGCACAUCAUGAGAUUCGACUGUUGUUAGAAUACGUCAUGAUGGUCCUUCAUGCUCCUAUGGCCCAUAUACAACGCUUUGCUGGUAGAGAAGGAGAAAGCGAGGCGAGGAGAGUAGAGCCCGUUGUAGGUGAGUGGAGGCAAUCAUCGGCUGCUCGAGUUGCAGUAUGGCACGCGGGCCAAGUCCUCAGAAGGGCUCGCGAGUUUCCGCCUACGACACUGCAGAACUUUUACGCCGUGGCGACGUAUCAUGCUGCUCUUGCGCUUUGGACUUACAGCAUACUUGGUAACAGAAGUCCAACGCGGGCUGAGACUGUGAUCUUUGAUCACAAUGGCCCAACCGAUUGCUGUUCCAUAAUUCCGGUCAUCCUAAACAGAGAGGAAAAUGACGAUAUCCGCGCAUUCUGCACCCUGGGGUAUGGAACGCCGGGCCUCAGCCAUAGUGAGCAGCUAGGAGUAGCAGAGACUUUCUGUACACUCGCAGAUACUGCAUUAAUCAUGCGGUUAUCGGCCGAUACUCUACGUGGUAGCCUACUCUCUACAGACCACGCCCCGCCGCUGUUAGUGGGCAACCUGAUUAGCCUGAUGGAGGACCUGGGCUCGUCGCCUAGUUAA
Molecule: messenger RNA, 1926 nt
Organism: Fusarium musae
Lineage: Eukaryota; Fungi; Ascomycota; Sordariomycetes; Hypocreales; Nectriaceae
Exons: 1
Coding region: 1-1926 (641 amino acids)
Biological process (GO): DNA-templated transcription
Molecular function (GO): zinc ion binding; DNA binding
Source: RefSeq, a predicted model, not a curated record